AGAGAGUUAGAGAGGCCUGUCCAUGUCAUCAUUUCUUGUGCUCAGUUCCAUAUUCUAGGAUCACCAUCAUUUUCUCUGACCUCUCAACGCUCUCUUUGUGCGCUCAAUAUCCUCAUCUGUGCUCUUGACAUUUUCCCGCCCACUCACAAUUAAUUUGAUCUGUGCUCGACAUCCCCACAGCGUGUGGGAGACUCGCUCAUGCAUGCUGGACAUUCUACUCUAAAUUGACUCCAUACCAGGUUAUACUGCUGGCUCGACCAAACCAUCAAAUUCUGAUUUUUUUUUUACUGCCUCAAAAAUACCCAUUCUUCCAUUCAGCAGAUUCUCCCUGACCUUAAUAUCUGGCCCUCAUAGUGUGAAUUUUAGAUGUCCUGCCUGCCUUCCUUUUUGGGCACCAGUCUUGCAGAUCAUUGCCUAUUGCAUGAAAACUAAUCUUGCCAUCUUAGUCGUAUAUGGGCUUUGGAAUGACACGCCUGAUCAAUGUAAAGUCACGGAAACUUUUGCGAGGAAUAAUUUGCGUUGCCUUAGUGAUUGCUUUUUGGAGGGUAUUUUUUAUAAAGAAACCAGAUAAAUGGUUAAAUAAUCCAGAUAAAGAACAGCUGGAGGCCUCUAGUGCUUCAUGGGAAGGUAAGGGCGGCCUGAACUGUACGGCCGUCGUGCUUGGAGACCCAGACAGCCUGAUGACGGCCCAGUGGCUGGCCCAGAACAGGGACUAUAGAAGGAAAGUCAAGCUCACAGAUGAAUACUACAUAAAUGCCACUCAGGACUGCAGAAACUUUAGGUUAACGAGAGGUUACGCCACUCUCGCUUUCCAUGAAGAAAUGGACUUCCCCCUGGCAUACUCUAUCGUCGCCCACCAUAAGGUCGAGAACUUUGAGCGGCUCUUGCGAGCCAUCUACGCGCCCCAGAACGUGUACUGCGUCCAUGUCGACACAAAAGCCAACGCUACCGUAGCAGCCGCCAUCGCCAACAUCGCUUCCUGUUUCCCCAACGUCUUCAUGGUCAGUCAACCCGUGAAAGUGGUCUACGCCAGCUGGAUGCGGGUGCAGGCGGACCUCAACUGCAUGUCGGAUCUGCUGAACGUCAGCACGGAGUGGAAGUAUUUCAUCAACCUCUGUGGGCAGGACUUCCCCAUGAAGACCAACCUAGAGAUGGUGCGGGACCUGAAGGCUCUGGAAGGGGCAAACAGCAUACAAUUUGAACCCAUUUCCAAGAAUCAGAAAUGGAGAGUGGCAACCACUUGGGCCCCGGUGAACGGACAUUUACAGUCAACAGGGAAGGCCAGGGGACCGGCACCCUUCGGUCUUUCUGUGUUGAAGGGCAGCGCCUACAUUAUCGCCUGCCGGGGAUACAUCAACAGUGUGCUGACAGACUGUCGGAUCCAUCAGCUGAUGGAGUGGUGCAAAGACGCUUAUAGCCCAGACGAGAUCCUCUGGGCCACCACCCAACAAAUGCUCGGAGUUCCGGGUUCCAUGUCGGCCACUUCUCACGUGUAUCAAGCAGAUUCGAUUGCACGGCUGGUGCUGUGGACUGGCAGGUCCAAGUGUCACGGCAAUUUUGUGCGGGAGGUAUGUGUGUUCGCUGUCGCAGACCUGCCUUGGAUCCUGAGCCAUCAUCACCUGUUCGCGAACAAGUUUGACGUGGAAUCGGAUUCAGUCGCCGUCUUCUGUCUGGAGGAGUACCUGCGGGAGAAGAGGCUGGCGGAAAUUGAGAGUGAUGGGAAAUGAUCGCCUCCCAUGUCUAAUGAAGUGUCCUUUUGUUGUUCCGAAAGAGGUUAGCUAAUUAUUGUGCCUGUAUUGGUCCAUAUGUUAUUGCAAAAAUACUAAUGGAUG
Gadus macrocephalus (Pacific cod) is the source of this 1832-nucleotide messenger RNA. RefSeq names its product beta-1,3-galactosyl-O-glycosyl-glycoprotein beta-1,6-N-acetylglucosaminyltransferase-like. The transcript has 5 exons. Lineage: Eukaryota; Metazoa; Chordata; Actinopteri; Gadiformes; Gadidae. Gene Ontology annotation, cellular component: membrane. The record is from RefSeq and is a predicted model, not a curated record. Gene Ontology annotation, molecular function: beta-1,3-galactosyl-O-glycosyl-glycoprotein beta-1,6-N-acetylglucosaminyltransferase activity. Bases 453 to 1727 code for a protein of 424 amino acids.